AUGGCGUCUCGGUCCCCGACAGUAGGCACCCCGAUGCUGAAAUCAUCGGUUGCGCCGGAGACACCCUUGAAAGACGCGCCAGCAGCGCCCCAAACAGUGCCCUUCCCUUCACCACAGACCUUCGAGAUUAUUCCACCACUACACGGGAUUCUGCUUCGUCUGCUUUCGCCCAAAGAUCCCUCAGCUGGUGCAUCGGGCGCAUCCGGAAACGCGACAGGAGCUUCGACCGAGCCUGGCCAGUCACAAAGUCAACAGCCAACCUCAGGCGUACACGAUAGCGUUAAUAAUGGCCAUACUACAGCUUCGCAGGCUGUGCCAGAUGUCUCCAUGCUCGACCCGAGUGCGCACCCGCCGCUUGACGUGAAGAACUUGCCUACGGAGACCAGCUCUGUGAAGAUUCGAAUCCAAAAGGCUCGGACGGUUGUCGAGGGCCUGCCCGAUGUACACCGGUCCGUUGAAGACCAGCAAAAGGAAAUUGCAGAAUUGGAGAACCACAUGAGCCGACUACGCUCUGUCAUCUCCGAUUUUGGAACGCGGGCAGCAAACGCGACAUGA
Penicillium brevicompactum is the source of this 555-nucleotide messenger RNA. Its product is annotated as mediator of RNA polymerase II transcription subunit 9. The transcript has a single exon. Gene Ontology annotation, molecular function: transcription coregulator activity. The record is from RefSeq and is a predicted model, not a curated record. Gene Ontology annotation, biological process: regulation of transcription by RNA polymerase II. Lineage: Eukaryota; Fungi; Ascomycota; Eurotiomycetes; Eurotiales; Aspergillaceae. The coding region runs from base 1 to 555 and encodes 184 amino acids. Gene Ontology annotation, cellular component: mediator complex.